AUGUUAAGCGCUGUUGUAUUUAUGACUCGAUUUAAAGCGGUAUCCAACUGGCGUGUCCGGGGCGAUCGAUUCCUAGUUUUCGUCUGCACAUUCCUCGCCUACGCCCUCAUGCACGCCACCCGCAAGACCCUGAGCUCUGUAAAGCCCCUAAUGAUUGCAAAUCUUGUCGGCCACAUGGAUAACACCAACAUUACCCUCCACCCACAAGAACUCUGGUACAAUGCGCACCCCGUGUUUUCGACUGCAGAUGACGCCGCCAUUUUCAUGGGCACUCUAGACUUUCUUUUCCUCCUCUCUUACGCUCUCGGUCUGUAUGUAACCGGUUGGCUUGGUGACCUUUUUGAUCCACGAAAUGUUCUUGCCGGUGGGAUGUUUGGCGGUGCUGUCACAACCUUUCUAUUUGGAGUUCCAUCACAAUGGGGCCAUUUUUACAAUCGAUAUUGGUACGGAAUUCUCUGGUUCAUCAACGGAUUUCUUCAGGCGCCCGGAUGGCCAGCUGGUAUUUCUCUAGUUGCGCACUCCUUCCCGUCUGCUCGCGGUCUAGUUCUUGGUCUUUGGUCCACCUCAGCUGGGGUCGGCAACAUAAUUGGUGCUCUUCUCUCCUCUGCUGUCAUCGAUUAUGGCUACGAGUUCGUCUUUUUCACUGCCUCAUGCCUUCUCGCUGGUGCAAUCUUUCUUGUGCUUGCUGGAGUCCCUACCGGGAUCGUUAGAACAGCUAAGCCUGAACAAACUACCGGGAGUGAUAACCAUGUCCCUCUAUAUCGUAUAUUCUGCCUCCCUGAGCUGAUAUGCUAUGCGUUGGCUUAUGCCGGUCUCAAACUCGUGAACUACUCAUUCUUUUUCUGGCUACCAUUCUAUCUUCAUAACAAAUUUAACUGGGAUGCUGGAACUGCGUCUGCCCUUUCAGCGUUCUUUGACCUCGGUGGACUGUUCGGUGGAAUUGUCGGCGGUGGAAUUUCCGAUCUACCUUGUGUAUCGCGGAACUGGGUCAAUAUAGUAUUCCUGAUGCUCUGUGUGCCCUGUCUCCUGGUCUACCGCAACACACCGGGCAGUCCAUGGGCCUUGAAUGGUUUUGUGAUGGGAAUAACAGGCUUUAUGAUCGCUGGACCGGCUAAUUUAUUAUCAGCUGUGGUAGGGACAGAUUUAGCAGCUUUACCACAGCUUCAAGGAAGGCGAGUGUUAUCAACGAUGACGGGGUUUAUUGAUGGUACCGGCAGUUUGGGAGCUGCAAUGGGCCAAAUUUUGGUACCGGUUUUGCAAGCCAGGCUGGGAUGGGAUUGGGUCUUUCAUCUCUUUCUCAUUUGUUGCAUUCUGACUCUUAUCUUUGUUGCCAUUCCGUUAUGUAUUCGCUGGGUUUCAAGUCGAGGUAGUAUCGUGGAGGAACUGGCACCUAUUAUUGCGGAGGAAUGA
Echinococcus granulosus is the source of this 1410-nucleotide messenger RNA. Its product is annotated as Sugar phosphate exchanger 3. Gene Ontology annotation, molecular function: transmembrane transporter activity. Gene Ontology annotation, biological process: transmembrane transport. The transcript is spliced from 2 exons. Lineage: Eukaryota; Metazoa; Platyhelminthes; Cestoda; Cyclophyllidea; Taeniidae. The record is from RefSeq and is a predicted model, not a curated record. Gene Ontology annotation, cellular component: endoplasmic reticulum membrane. The coding region runs from base 1 to 1410 and encodes 469 amino acids.